Messenger RNA from Helobdella robusta, 522 nucleotides. RefSeq lists its product as hypothetical. The record is from RefSeq and is a predicted model, not a curated record. The transcript has 3 exons. NCBI's taxonomy places the organism in Eukaryota, Metazoa, Annelida, Clitellata, Rhynchobdellida, Glossiphoniidae. Gene Ontology annotation, molecular function: U2 snRNA binding; protein binding. Bases 1 to 522 code for a protein of 173 amino acids. Gene Ontology annotation, biological process: mRNA splicing, via spliceosome.
AUGACCAAAUUAGAUCUGAUUCAAUUUUAUGGCGACAUUUUAAAGAAGAUCUCCAAACUGAUCAUAUUGGACCCAGCAAGAAAACUGUAUUAUUUGGAUCUAGAAAGUAAAUUGAAAAUCGAAAAGUGUUUGAAAGAAAAGAAAACUUCAAUGAGGUCAGUUGAUCUUUCAAAUCUAGCGUUGACCAUUUUGUCCCAUGCAGAUGAGAUGUUCUGGUUCAAAUCAAUAAACUUAUCCAACAACAAUCUGACGGAAUUAAGUAACGGCCACUACUUGUAUUGCAUUGAGUUGUUGAUCCUGAACAACAACAGAAUAAAAUCGUGUGAUAAACUUUACAAUUUGAAACAACUCGCCAUCCUGGAUCUUUCCAAUAAUUGUAUUUCUUGUGUGGAUGAUUUGAGAACUUUGAGCUCCUGUCCCAAAUUACAAACCCUAUUCCUAAAAAACAAUCCAAUCUCGUUAAUUCCCGACUAUGAAAAUUUAGUGAAAAAUAUUUUACCACAAGUGAAGUUCUUCAACUGA